This is a messenger RNA of Nylanderia fulva, 2573 nucleotides long. RefSeq lists its product as uncharacterized. The record is from RefSeq and is a predicted model, not a curated record. NCBI's taxonomy places the organism in Eukaryota, Metazoa, Arthropoda, Insecta, Hymenoptera, Formicidae.
UGAAAACGACGCGCCUUGUCAUUUUGUAUACAAACUAUAAACGUCAAUGCGUCAUUAUCUUAAAGCGGAGGAGAGAGAAUGCUAAUAGUAAAAUUGAUAAAUCCCUCCCCUCGAAUUACGCUCUUGUAAAACGUUUGUAACGAUGUAACGGCGAUGCUAACGAGUAUGCACGAGGGUGCAUCGAUGCAAGAAACGCGAUGUGCAUAGGCCGGGGUAGUUGCACAAAGGUCCCGACACUCCUGGUGAAGUGUGGAAAGCGCGACGCAUGCAUAUUCAAGGAUCGCGGAGGCAGGGUAUGUAUGUAUAUAUGUGUAUGUGUGUAUGCGCGCCAUCGUAGUCAUAGGAAUAAUAAAAAUUCGAGGGUUGAAAUUAUUUAGAUUUAUGCCCGCUCUCUUGUCGUCGUGCCGCCGCGCCGGUGACGAGGCGCGAUUCGAUUCCGGGGAACAAAUUUCAUGCAUUAUUCAGGAUGGUCGGGCAGGCCGAUGCAACUACCCGGUCGCGAUGGAAGCGAUCCUUUUGGAAAAAGUCGUUUUUAAUCUCUCGUCGCGCCUCAAUAACGCGUGUGUGCACCCUCAACCCUUUUAAGGAACGAACGACAAGUCCCUGUGUAUCGCGAAUACGCGAUUUGACAAUACAAAUUAUUUUUCAGAAACUAUUUUUUUAGCGAAUUUAAGAUUACGAUAGGUCUCAAAAUUAAAUACAUCGGAAAGCUUAUUAUUCACAAUAUCGGUGCUAUUUCACCUGUUGAGAGGUGCUAUAUAGCUCUUUCUAAUGCAUAUCCCUGAACGCGCGUUUAGGGUUCAGCAGAAAGAUAUGUGACAUUUGGAAUUAUCCGUAAAAGAGAGAUCCGAUUGCGAGUGCCAUCAGCGCGAAUGGGAACAUUUUAAUCCCGUCCACGCAAGAACGUCAUUCCCUUUUUUUCCGUCACACAUGUUUAAUUAAUUGCUUCUACGACGCGACGACGCGAUAAUCGUCUUACCGCGGAUUAACGAGUCCGGCAUCCGUCAUCGGACGCCGAAACUUUCGUUCCAUUAUCAUCGCACACGUAUCUUCGAGCGAAUUGCUAUCGGACAUGAGGAACGUUAUUCUCUUCGUGGUCAUUGUUUUUAUUGCGAGCUAUGCCGAUGGUAAGGUUUAUUAUCUGGAGAAUUUAGCCGAGGCGCGAAACAACGAUGCGAUUUAUCCUAUCGUGGAGCCGCAAGCAUCCAGAGAUCUGGACCUGGCCUUCUCCGCGGGAGAUCCGGUCGAAAAUGAGAAUGUCGUAUCUCCGGCCAAAAAGGUAUUCACUCUCGUCGCACCGGAUAAACCGUACGUUGAAUUAAACAGAGACACAAAUCGACCGAUCGCGUACUACAGAUUAACCGAGUCCAGUCCGAUUAGAAGAGGCAACUUGGACGACGUCAUUCUCGUUCCGCAAGGAAACGGAAAUCGGAAAUUGAUGAAACUGAACGGCAACGAUAAGGGCGAAGUGAUCUUGGAGCUUCGCGUCAUUGCUAAUCACGAUAGCACAUGACUUAAUAUCACAACUUUCCGCCGAUUUCACCAGGAAGCAAGCCGAUGAGGACGCUCGAACAAGACAGUUAUUGUACAGUUGAACCUCGCAUUGCUUUUAUUACGUUCAAUUUACAACAAUGAGUACUUUCUAUCAAUACAUAUAGAUACACCGGGAUAUACUAUUGUAAUAUUUACAUUACAUAUCACAUUGUCGAAUUCGGAUCGAAGCUACUUCACCCCGAUAGUCUUUACGACCUUUCAAUUUUCGCUGAGAAAUAAUCUGUAACUUCCUCUUUGGUCGCUCAACACGCACAGAAUCAAGUAGAGCAAUUCUGUCUCAGGAUUGCAGUAUUGCGAUAUGACGUUUGAAGCGUUUAUGAACAAAAAGUAAAGAACAAACGAGAACUUUUACAAAUAAAUCUCUGUUGAAAGUACACGCGCGCGAGAAAGUCUUACGAAAAAACAAAAAAAAUGUACAAAGAUAAUAUUUGAAGAGCAGCGAAUAUCUUCUCUCUGUUCCUUUCUUCCCCUCACAAUUAUCGUACGGAAAUAUAUGAGACAUUGUAAAAGGAGCAACCCGGUCUUGUGCGGUUCGGUGACUCUUGCCUUGGCAGAGGUGCUAUAUUAGACGAAGGAUACGAUCGCGAGUGCAGUUUUGAAGACGUAACGAGAGAAAAAAUGCGAAUAACGACCCUACGACUCUAUUUUAGCGAUUAAAAUGGUAAAGAGCGUUCGUUCCCUCUUUGCAAGCCGCGUUUUAGUUAAAUUAUUCCGUUACUUGCGACGUUUGCUCGCUCGACGGAUCGCUCUUCGGCUCUUUCACGUAAUCCACUACUAAUUCGAGACCGAUCAGAGCCCGUAAAUCCUUCCUUUCCUCUUCAGAACUCGUCAUCGUACUGCCAGCGUCUUCUACCUUCGCGAUAUCCUCGCCGGCUUGAAAAUCAACACGAAUAUUUCAUCAUAUACGAACAUCAUGCUUCCUUUCUUUCGAUAAAAUAACGAAGAUAGUGAUAAUAAUAAUUCUAUAAUCCUUCUUCCAACAUGUCAGAUAAAAUAAACUAAGAAUGGCGAAAAUGAAA